Vitis riparia (riverbank grape) is the source of this 489-nucleotide messenger RNA. RefSeq names its product protein TIFY 5A-like. Bases 17 to 313 code for a protein of 98 amino acids. Gene Ontology annotation, biological process: regulation of jasmonic acid mediated signaling pathway; regulation of defense response; response to wounding. Lineage: Eukaryota; Viridiplantae; Streptophyta; Magnoliopsida; Vitales; Vitaceae. The record is from RefSeq and is a predicted model, not a curated record. Gene Ontology annotation, cellular component: nucleus. The transcript has 2 exons.
UGUUGGUGAUUGAAGGAUGGAGACGGGAAGAGGAAGCCCACAGGAGCAACAGCAACAGCAGCAGCUUACCAUUUUCUAUAACGGAAGGAUCUGCGUUUGUGGUGUUACAGAGCUUCAGGCUAGAGCCAUCUUACUGCUUGCAAGUAGUGAAAUGGAGGAAAAAACAAGAACCCCGACUGCCUCAGACGCGAUCUCGCCAUCUCUGCAUUCUCAGCUAUAUAGCCCUACUGCCCUUUCCAUGAAGAGAUCGCUGCAACGCUUCCUCCAGAAGCGGAAGAAUAGGAUGGAAGCAACCUCCCCAUACCAUCGCUAGUCAUGAAUCAUGACCACCUUUUUUUGGUUUGUCCUUUUAAUAUAAUCCAACGCGAUUCCUGAUUUUGAUCCAGUUGAGAAAACCCAUCUUGUAAAUUUUCUUGCUAUUCAUCCCUGAUGCCAUAUGAGACUUGUAAAUUAAGAAAAAUUUACACUCGUGUUCAUUAAAUUGCCUUU